GCUGGAGCGUCGGGGGAGUCAGGAGCACCGAUCGGGCGCUCCUUUCUCUCUCCUCCCCCUUUAGACCCCGCCGAGCACUCCAUCUCUCGCUCCUUCCCCCCUUCUCUCUCUCUCUCUCUUUCUCUUUCUUAAAUUGGCAUCGUCUCGGAGCUCGAAACAUGAUAACAGAACAGACUUGCUGCGCUCCGCGUUGUAGGGCUCUCCUCAACCCCGACCACUUUAAGCUGAAAUAAGAAGGCGUUCAGAGGACACACGGGGGGAGAGGGAGAGAGAGAGAGUAAGAGAGAGAGAGAGAGGGCAGAAAAAGAGAGGAUCGCACAGUAUCCUGUCAGCGGGUGCUCAGGAGGAGUAGCGAGAGAUUAGAUUUCUGCCACACACACCCUUCUCUGCUCCGUGUGCCCCUGCGCAUCGCAGACCCUCAGAAAGCGCCUGUGUCGCGUUGAACUACAGCAAAAAAAAAAAAAGUUAACAUGUAUCUGCGCGCUUUGAUACGUGCAAGCCUUGGAUUUUUGGGUUUCCUUUUGGUCGCCUUUGUCCAACAGUCAGCUUCAGGAAGUAAAACCACUCAAGAUGUGGACGAAUGUGCAGAGGCUCUUGACAACUGCAGCAUUGAUGCCAUCUGUCAGAACACCCCAAAGUCUUACAAAUGCAUCUGCAAGUCAGGCUACAAAGGAGACGGCAAACACUGUGAAGACGUCGACGAGUGUGCAACAGAGUACAAUGGAGGGUGUGUCCACGAGUGCAUCAACAUCCCAGGGAAUUACAGGUGCACGUGCUACGAUGGCUUCCGUCUGGCUCAUGAUGGGCACAACUGUCUGGACGUGGACGAGUGCUCGGAAGGCAACGGUGGAUGCCAGCAGAUUUGUGUCAACAUGAUGGGCAGCUAUGAGUGCCGCUGCAGAGAAGGAUUCCUCCUGAGUGACAACCAGCACACGUGCAUCCAGAGGCCGAAAGUGCAACCAGAAGGCACAAAGGAGGGGCCCACCUGCAUGGACAAGAACCACGGCUGCGCGCACAUCUGCAGGGAAGCGCAGAAGGGUGGCAUCUCCUGUGAGUGCCGGCCUGGAUUCCAGCUCACCCGGAACAUGAAGGACUGCAAACUGACGUGCAACUACGGCAACGGAGGCUGCCAGCACAUCUGCGAGGAGACGGAUCACGGCCCCAAAUGUUCCUGCCACAUGAAGUUUGUCCUCCACAGCGAUGGAAAGACUUGUGUAGGGGAGAGGAGUGUCCCGUCCCAGGCAGCCCCACAGCUGUUCCCCAAUGAGACCUGUGCGGUGAACAACGGCGGCUGCGACAGCACGUGUCACGAUUCUGUGACAGGGGUCCGCUGCAGCUGCCCUGUUGGCUUCACUCUGCUGCCGGACCGCAAGACCUGCAAAGACAUUGAUGAGUGCCGUCUGAACAAUGGGGGGUGUGACCAUGUGUGCCGGAACACCGUGGGCAGCUUCGAGUGCAGCUGCAAGAAAGGCUACAAGCUGCUAACCAACGAGAGGACCUGUCAAGAUAUCGAUGAAUGCUCCUUUGACCGUGCCUGCGACCACUUCUGCGUCAACUCUGCCGGCAGCUUCCAGUGUCUCUGUAACAAAGGCUACGUUCUCUACGGCCUGGCCCACUGCGGAGACAUUGACGAGUGCAGUAUAAAUCGCGGAGGCUGCAAACACGGCUGCAUCAACACUCUGGGGAGCUACGAGUGUACCUGUCCGCCUGGAUAUAAGCUCCACUGGAACAAGAAGGAUUGCUUUGAGCUGGUGAAAUGUCCUCCUGGACUUGUGGCACCGAAGGCCACCCUGACCUGCAGCAAGACGGGCAAAAAGGAGAGCUGUUCUCUUACCUGUGCUUCCAAGGCCUACUAUCUGGCCGGGACAAAUAACAGCUACUCGGUCAGCUGCGGCAUCCCGAUUCUCACAGGAAAGCCCCCUGCCAGGAUCAAUUCCAGCAUCAUUCAAGGCUGCAUAGAGACUUUGGCGCCUCCAGUGAAACAGAAGGCUUCUUUCAAGAUCAAAAAUGCCAAAUGUCACCUGCACCCGAAGCUGACCGGCAGGACCGAGGACAGGGGGCGGACCCUGGGACCAGGAGGGGGGCAGCCUUGCAGCAACUGCCAGGUGACAUUCGUUAACCUCACAUGCGACUCCUCCAAGAAAGCUAAAGGACGACACGCUCGCAAUCCCUCCAACAAAGGAGUAACGCGCAUCACCUUGGAGCUGGAAGCCGAGGUCAAACCCGGAGACACCACAGGAAGCUGCAACUUGAGCUGUCUGCGGCAGCGCAUGGAGAAGCAGGUGAAAACGUACAUCAAGGCUCUGAAGAAGUCCAUCAACCAAGAGCGCUUUCUGAUCCGUGUUGCCGGUUUGGAGUACGAGGUGGCCCAGAAGCUUCCUCAGGCGGCGCCCGUUCAGGACCACUGUGCCCCCGGCUGGGAGAGGGUCAAUGGCAGAUGUGUAAUGUGUCUGCCUGGGUCCUACUACCACGGGGGACAGGAACGCUGUGUCCAGUGUCCACCCGGCACUUUCCAGGAGAAAGAGGGGCAGCUGGCCUGCGACCUCUGCCCUGGCAGCGACGGCCACGGGCCUGUUGGAGCUCGAAACAUCUCCUCCUGUGCAGGCCAGUGCCCAACGGGUUACUUUUCCAGCGAUGGCUUCAAACCCUGCCAGCCGUGUCCUCAGGGAACCUACCAGUCAGACCUGGGAAGGACGCUCUGUUUCCCCUGUGGUGGAGGACUGGGCACCAAGCGGGAAGGUGCCAGCUCCUUUCACGACUGUGAAGUCAAAGUCCAGUGUUCUCCAGGUCAUUACUACAACACCACCGUCCACCGCUGCAUUCGCUGCCCAGUGGGGACCUAUCAGACAGAGUUCAGGCAGAACUACUGCAUCACCUGUCCGGGAAACACCACCACCGACUUUGACGGAGCCACGAGCGUCUCGCAGUGCAAAAACAGGCAAUGUGGUGGUGAGAUGGGCGAGUUAAUGGGUUACAUCGAGUCGCCGAACUAUCCGGGUAACUACCCCGCCAACGUGGAGUGUAUCUGGAACAUCAACCCCCCGAGCAAGCGCAAGAUCCUGAUCGUGGUGCCGGAGAUUUUCCUCCCCUCGGAAGACGAGUGCGGAGAUGUUCUCGUUAUGAGGAAGAACUGGUCAGCUACAUCCAUCACCACCUACGAGACCUGUCAGACGUACGAGCGGCCCAUCGCCUUCACAGCCCGCUCCAGACGUCUGUGGAUCAACUUCAAGUCUAAUGAGGCCAACAGCGCCAGAGGUUUUCAGAUUCCCUAUGUGACUUAUGAUGAGGACUACGAGCAGCUCGUUGAAGACAUUGUGCGGGACGGAAGACUCUACGCUUCAGAAAACCACCAAGAAAUCCUGAAGGAUAAAAAACUGAUUAAGACUCUUUUCGACGUGCUAGCCAACCCAAACCACUACUUUAAGUACACCACUCGGGAGUCCAACGAGAUGCUUCCACGCUCCUUCAUACGCCUCAUAAGCAGCAAAGUGUCGGCCUUCCUGCGGCCAUACAAGUAAUACCCGGCAGCUGCUGAGGCUCCGGAUUGCGACACCCACCCCGACCCGCCCCUCGCCCUCUCCCGACAUUUCCCCGCCACCUUUCAGGCCGCAGCUCUUCCAGGACUCGUCGACACAAACCCCAUUAGACACGUCACUCAGCAGACCUGAGAAACGCCCAACAAUUCGGAACCGCGUUAGGUUUAUUCUGUCCUCUGUCUCCAGGUCUGCAUUCCUGCGCUCUAGCGUUUAGCGGGAAUGUUAAGUGUGUGGUUUCUGUUGUGUUGUGCAAUGGAACCACGUGUAAGGAGAAAAAAAAGAGAAAAAAAAAAAGAAGAAGCCUAUUUCAGACAGUAGGAGUGACAUUUUGUGUGUGCGGUUUGAGCCUGAUAGAGCUUGUUAUUGUGUUUGCUCCAGCUCCUACCAUUAAGUGUGAUUGUGUUGUGUAAAAGUGUUGCGUAACUCUGGUCCCAUCUUUGGUGUCUGAGCGCUGUCCUCGAGGAGGAGCGGUCGCUUAAAUCCUGCGUUCUCCAGCUCCUUUGAAGCCCGGCUGUAUUUUUGAGCUCUUAGAGCCAAUUUUCAACUGUUAAAACAGUUCAUCCGUGUUUUUGCUCCUUCAGUUUUUUUUAAGACUGCACCCGUGUUUCCCAAACCUCCGGGUUAUUCCUUCUGAUUGUUCUUUUUGUUUUGUUUUUUUUACCCCAAGCCAGCUACAAAGCAAACACAAAUGUGUGGUUUGUCAUUCCAUGGAACCAAGCGGACAUUCGGGAGAUAAAUGAUGGGGAGAGAUUGGAUGUUGUGAUGUCUGGUGGAAACAUGUUUCAGAGUGAGAGUAAUGUCUCUGUGGGACAUUAUGUUUGCUGCUUCUUUUUUUUUUUUAAAAAAAAGGUCACUUUAAUUCUUCAGUCUCAUUGUCUUUCUCAUGUACUCUUUAUACUAUUCUGUAGGAUUCAAACUAAAGGGAAGCUCAGAAUCCGUAAUUUUUUUUUUUAUUUUUUUUUUACAUCCAUUAAGUUGAUAAUCUCUCGUUAAUUGUCUGUGGAUUUACGGUUAUCUUGUGUGUUUUUGUUUUGGUCUUGUAAAUAGUGAAAAUAAAACUAGACGAGGGUUGAAAUUUCUAUUCCUGAUUCUUAGCCCCGCCCCCCUUCAUCUCUUCCCAGAUCCAAUUGUUUCUCUGCCCCUGAGGUCCUGCAAGUCUCAAAUCCAAAGACACCCAACACUCCCCCCGCCCCCCCACUCACUCUGUAUCCUGUCCCAAUGAAGACAGCUCUUCCAAAGACCGCUCACAUGGGGCGGUUAGAGUAGUUGCGUGCACUAGAUGUGGAACCAACCGUCCUGUUUUUAUUAAAGUGCAAUGAAGAAAAGAAAAAAAAAAGCCCUGUUGUGACCCACAAGGAAAACUUCAAAAUGUGUUUUGGGCUGUGAAGACUCCUUGCAUUAAAACUAUUUUAUCAUUUAUUUAGAUUUAAAUGAAUUUCUAGUUUUGGGGGGGAAAAAGUUGGUGGAAAAGGAAAAUAUUCAUUGUGUGCCAGAAAAAAAAAAAAAAAGAUAAGAAUGACUAAACAGGGUAAAAUAAUUUAAAUUGUAGAGAAAAUCUACCAUUUCUGACUUUAAUUAGCCUUUUUGGGAAAUCUGCUCAUUUGCCUUUUUUUUUUUUUUUU
Messenger RNA from Fundulus heteroclitus (mummichog), 5158 nucleotides. RefSeq names its product signal peptide, CUB domain, EGF-like 3 (gene scube3). Gene Ontology annotation, biological process: signal transduction. The transcript has 23 exons. NCBI's taxonomy places the organism in Eukaryota, Metazoa, Chordata, Actinopteri, Cyprinodontiformes, Fundulidae. The record is from RefSeq and is a predicted model, not a curated record. Gene Ontology annotation, molecular function: calcium ion binding. Gene Ontology annotation, cellular component: cell surface. The coding region runs from base 471 to 3518 and encodes 1015 amino acids.